AUGACCCCUGCACUAAGCCGACGCAAGCACUUGAAGAGCCGCAAUGGCUGUAUCCAGUGCAAGAAGCGUAAGAUAAAAUGUGACGAGAAUGGCUCUGUUCCAUGUGCACAGUGUGUCAAAAGCCGCCAUACUUGUUCAUUUACUCCGCCGCCACCUCUUGUUGAUUCGAACUUCUCAACGAGUGCUCUACUGGACCUCAAACUAUUGCACAAUUUCACCACCAAAACAUCGCAAACUCUAUCAGGAACCUCCGAAGUCCGCGCAUGUCUUUCCACGGGGUUUAUUGAACUUGCAAUGCAACAUGGACACGAAUACCUGCUGCACUGUAUCUUGGCACUGUCCGCUUUCCACAUAGUCAACCAGCAAGAAAAUAGGGAGUCUUCUCAGCCGCCCCAAGUCGAGGACCACCCCAAAGAGGUUUAUCUCCAAGCAGCCUAUAAGCAUCACGAAAGUGCAUUGAAGGGUUAUCGACACAGUCUGUCAACCGUGAGCCCAGCCAGUUGCCAUGGCAUCUUUGGAUGCGCAAUUCUCCUCUUCAUAACAACUUUUGCACGUCCACCAGAUAGUGCUCUGCAACUAGGCCAACCGCAAAAUUCUACAAAUGUUGGCGUAUGGCUCAGCUUCCACUUAUCAGAGUGGGUCAUUCUUAUCAAGGGCCUGCCAUCCAUCGUCGCGUAUAAUGAGUUUCGCACCGCACUCUAUAAUGGGCCGCUCGCCACCCUUAUGAAUGCACAGAGCUAUCGCUCGGCGGACGUACAAACUUCACCGCAGAGAGAAGCGGUUUCUUGUCAUCUUCAUCAUCUGUCGGAAGGCAUUCGGGUUCAUUCUUCUAACGACACAAAUAUCCAAGUGUGUCUACCGGCAAUUGAGACACUUCGUCAGGUUGUGACGGAAUUAAAUCAUUCCAAUGACCAUGCCCUUGCGUUCCUCUGGCCGAUUAGAGUAACCCCUGAAUAUCUCACUCUUCUCGAAGCAAAAGUACCAGAGGCUCUGGUGGUAUUUGCUUACUACUGUGCCAUUCUCUAUAUUACGAGUUCCACGUGGUGGACCAAGGGCUGGCCUCGACCAAUACUCGAAUCUAUCAGAGAGACAAUUGAUAAAAAGUGGAACUCAUGGCUUUCUUGGCCAUUGGACCUGGUCUUUCAUAAUCCAGAAAAAUUCGAAAACGGACUAUUGCCUGUCCCAACCUUGCCUUCCCCAAUAAUGUACAAUCCCAGGUGA
This is a messenger RNA of Penicillium soppii, 1221 nucleotides long. RefSeq names its product Zn(II)2Cys6 transcription factor domain-containing protein. The coding region runs from base 1 to 1221 and encodes 406 amino acids. Gene Ontology annotation, molecular function: DNA-binding transcription activator activity, RNA polymerase II-specific; zinc ion binding. NCBI's taxonomy places the organism in Eukaryota, Fungi, Ascomycota, Eurotiomycetes, Eurotiales, Aspergillaceae. Gene Ontology annotation, biological process: regulation of transcription by RNA polymerase II. The record is from RefSeq and is a predicted model, not a curated record. The transcript has a single exon.